Alosa alosa (allis shad) is the source of this 2734-nucleotide messenger RNA. RefSeq names its product testis enhanced gene transcript (BAX inhibitor 1) (gene tmbim6). The coding region runs from base 135 to 848 and encodes 237 amino acids. Gene Ontology annotation, molecular function: enzyme binding. The transcript is spliced from 10 exons. Gene Ontology annotation, biological process: negative regulation of RNA splicing; negative regulation of apoptotic signaling pathway; cellular response to unfolded protein. Lineage: Eukaryota; Metazoa; Chordata; Actinopteri; Clupeiformes; Clupeidae. Gene Ontology annotation, cellular component: mitochondrial membrane. The record is from RefSeq and is a predicted model, not a curated record.
CAUACGUGUCAAGCUAAGAAGACGGUGAAGAAGAACAGACGGAGCAACAGUCGAAAGUGGAUUUAUAGAAAGGCCUUUUUCGCCCGUCUUGCUUCAUUUCUACGUUGGUGAACCUGUCCAGAGGGAAAGCCAAGAUGAAUGUAUUUGACCGCAACAUCAACUUUGAUGCCCUUUUUAAAUUCUCUCAAAUCUCUCGUUCUACACAGCAGCACCUGAAGAAUGUGUACUCCUGUCUGGCCGUGUGCAUGUUUGUGGCGGCAGCUGGAGCUUAUGUGCACGUCGUCACCAGGAUCUUCCAGGCUGGCAUCCUGUCCAUGCUUGGGUCGCUGGCAUUGAUUGGUUGGCUGGCCAUAACUCCCCACACACCGCAGACUGAGCAGAAGAGACUGGCCAUCCUGGCCGGCUUCGCCUUCUUAACAGGAGUUGGUCUUGGGCCUGCUAUGGAUUAUGUCAUCACCAUUAACCCAAGCAUCAUUGUCACAGCCUUCCUGGGCACCUCUAUCAUCUUUCUCUGCUUCACCCUGAGUGCUCUCUAUGCCAAACGCAGAAGUUACCUGUUCCUGGGAGGCUCUCUGAUGUCUGGUCUGUCCAUUCUUCUGCUGGUGUCCUUCCUCAACAUGUUCUUAGGCUCAGUCAUGCUUUUCAAGGCCCAUGUGUACCUAGGCCUGGCCAUCAUGUGUGGAUUUGUGCUCUUCGACACUCAACUCAUCAUCGAGAAAGCUGAGAUGGGAGACAAGGAUUACAUCUGGCACUGUGUGGAUCUGUUCCUGGACUUUGUGACCAUCUUUAGGAAGCUCAUGGUCAUCCUGGCAAUGAAUGAGAAGGACAAGAAGAAGGAGAAGAAGUAGACAUCACUGGAAUCAAGGCCACCUGUGAGCCAACGUGGCAUCAGAGAACACUGCUGGUGCAGUCACUUAAAUGCUUCAUUAUGAGUUUCAUUCUUCUGAAUUACUUCAAUAUAGUGUCUUAAUUAUUAUUGUUAUUAUUAUUAUUAUUAUUAUUAUUAUUAUCAGUGAUAAGAUUUGGGUUUGAGCUUUAGGCUAAGGUUGAUGACUGAGAUUAGAUGUAAUGAUGUGAAAAGGUCCCUGUGAUGUAGCAUUUUAAAGUUGUUUUUGAAGGGAUGGUGUAAAUGAUGAUGUGAACUAAAGCAAAAUUAUUUGGGUAGUUGAAUUACUUCUACUAAUGGUGUUUCUCCCCAAGGAGUUUUUUAUUUUAUGAGACCUCUGAGGGGAAACGCAAACAGAACAGUUUAGCUCUUAACAUCUAAAUGCCUCUAUUUAAUCCUAACCUUGAGUAGGACAACAAUGCCUCAAAUCAUAUUUUAAACAUCUCUUUUUUUGUAUAGCAGGAUCCUAAAAACCAACACCUUAACUAGUAAGUGUAGUUAGAGGCCUCUGUUUGUUGUUUGCCACUGUAUAUAACAUCAAGGACACGUCUGACCGCAAUUUGGUGACUUCCAAUAUUGUAGGUAACCAGUUGCCAUCCAACCUUACCAAUCCAACUUAAAUAUUGUCAGCACACUCUUAAAACGAAUGUGUUGAAAAUAACUAAUUUUUAUGUCCUGAUAGGGACAACACUGUUUGUGUUGUUUCUAACACAUUUGUUUUAAGAGUGCAGUCUCAUCUAACUAUUUGCUUGACCAAAAUGUCUCGAACAGUGAAUUCUAUGAUGCAUAAUGAAGGACAUUAACCCUUUGUUGCCAUGUCUUGUUAAUAUCAUUAUUAAUAUUUGUAACCAACUUAAGACAACCAUUUUUUUCCAGCUAGAAAUAUAUAUUUUUACAGUUUUACCAAUCAGUUCAUAACCUAUAGGUUUCACAGGCUGCUUUAGACUCUGUCAAUUUUGCAGUGUCUGCAUCGCGUUCAUGACUUAAUUACGGAAGAGACAUUCUAUUUAUUUGGCGAAGAGUAGUCCUCUCUGUGUGCUACUUAUGCCCCCUUCAAAUCACUGAGCACCGUGUGAGUGUUCCAAGCACUCAACAGUGCAUUUGGCUCAAAGUUAAUCUCAGACAAAGAAAACAAAUGGCAACCAUGCCAACACUUGAUAAGACUAUAUUGAUUACAUGUAAUUGCAAGCACAUAGAAAUGUCAAAUUAGCUAAAUCUAUUCAAAUGUCAGUGAUUCUUUGUUUUUUAUUUUUUGUUUAAAUUUUGUGGACUUUCUUAUGUCUGUGGUUAUUGUGAAGAUUUCCAUUGGUGUAGUCCACAAUGCUGUAGAGAAAGUGAUGGAAAUGAAAGAACACGUUUUUUUUGAAAAGUGUAAUAUUUUUCCAGAUGUUUAUCCUGUAGAUUUGACCAAUUAUUUGACGCAUUUGAGAGGAUUUGUUCAACCACCACUGCACUGCACUCGCUGUGCAUAGUUGCUAAAGCAUUAGUCACCACAGCUGUUUCCAUUUUUAUUUUGUGGGUUGUAAAGUUUAUCCACAAAUAAUUUUUGAUACCAACCAAAUUCAGCCCUAUUUAUCCACCCAGUAGACAUAAGUGAUUGUCUCAUUCAGAAGGCUUUAUUUUCUUAGAAAGUGCCAAGUACAACAACAUACUGAAUCUGAAUUACUGAAUCAUCAACAAAUUACUAAUUAACUGUAGUGUCAACUUUCAGUGAACAAGGCAUAUCUUAAACUGUGAAGAUAAUCCUUAUUAAUUGUUAUUUUACUUGCUUUUCCAGGGAUUGCUGUUGUAAUUCAGAUAAAUUAAUGUAAGAGUUAAAAUUUGUUAAAAUAAACUUUGAUUACAUGA